Messenger RNA from Mizuhopecten yessoensis (Yesso scallop), 688 nucleotides. RefSeq lists its product as uncharacterized. Lineage: Eukaryota; Metazoa; Mollusca; Bivalvia; Pectinida; Pectinidae. The coding region runs from base 10 to 627 and encodes 205 amino acids. The record is from RefSeq and is a predicted model, not a curated record. The transcript has 5 exons.
AGCUACAAUAUGAACAUUUUGGUUGCGUGUCUGCUGUUGGUGGUCGUGACUGUUGUAUGGGGCCAGAAUGACACAGAACCCGCACCUCUCAGUUUGGAAAGGACAUGUGAAAUCCCUAAAGGUGCAACAUUGUCUCCAGUAACGCUGUUUACGGCUAAUACCACAGACCUCGUCAAACCUACACGCUCAAACAUGAGACUAGCUGCAAGAGCGUUCAGAUCACCAAAAAAUUUAAUUAGGGAAGGACGUCAGGCUACAGCCAUGAAUACUUCCAACUGGGCCGCCGAGAAGAAGCCUUGGAAUGACCUGUGUCCAGAGAAAGUGACCUACAUUCAGCCAAAGAAGUGGUUCGUGUUCGGUGGACAAAUUUGCCUAACGCCACUUCCUUGGCGUAAUUUCAGAUACCCUACAAUUCAGUGUAUAUAUAAGGCGUGCCAGUUCGUCAAACGUCCUUUGUUCUUCUGUCGCCCGGAUGUACCCAAAACAUACUUCAUCCCGAUUUAUUGCGCCGAUCCAGCGGUAGGAAAGUUCAAGAAGAGACUGUAUCCAAUCUACACCUACCGCUAUUGUACCUGCUGCAGAUACGGGUGUCCAAGAUUGGACACGUUGGUUGUGGCAGAGGUUUAACUGACCAAUAAUGACAUGAACACUAUCGAAUAGUAGAAAGGGCCAAUUAUAAUAUAAAAUG